AUGGCGGAUCGGGUGUUCAGAUCUGGCCGUCGGCGGUGCUCGAUCGACCACUCGCUGGCGGGGAAGUCGUGCGGCGGAGGGAGGGACUGGAGGCAAAUCUACGCCGUCUACGGCACCGGCGAGGGGCAGACGCUGGCUUUCCUCCUCGUCCACGCCGCUCUCUUCGCGGCGCUCUCUCUCUCGCUGCUGCUCUAUUUCUCCGCCGUGCUCGAGGGCCUCGAGGGGGCCAGGGCUCGGCUGGUGCCGGCGCUCCUCGUGCCGUUUCCGGUGGUGAGAUUCCUUGUCGGAUUCGUCGGCUCGGUGGCGGCCUUCUUCUCCGUCUGCCUCCUCUUCGCGGCCGGUAAUGUGCUCUACUCUUCGGUGGCGCUUCACUGGGAGAUGGCCCAGCGCAUGCUCCAGGCGGUCCCGGACUGGUCCACUGUGCGCUCCGUCCUCGACGUCGGCUGCGGGCGCGGGAUCCUCCUCAACGCCGUGGCGGCUCGGCUGAAGAAGGAGGGGAGCUGCGGCCGUGUGGUCGGCCUGGCACUGCGGCGCGAGGCCGCGGUGGCGGCGCUGCGGAGGGCCUGGGCGGAGGGCGUCGGCGAGUACGUCACCUGCCGGGACGGCGACGCCCGCCGCCUGCCCUUUGCGGACGGAUACUUCGACGUGGUUGUCUCCGCCGUGCAUCUGAGCGCGGUGGGGAGGGAGCGGCGGGGAUCCUCGUCGGCGUCGGCGGCGGCUGCGGAGCGGGGGAGGGGGCUGGGGGAGGUGGUGAGGGUGCUGAAGCCCGGCGGGGUGGGCGUGGUGUGGGACCUGGUCUGCGUGCCCGAGUACGCGCAGCGGCUGCGGGAGAUGCGCAUGGAGGACGUCCGGGUCUCCGAGAGGGUAACCGCGUACAUGGUCAGCAGCCACAUCGUCUCCUUCCGGAAGCCCGCCGCCGCCACCGACGGCGCCACCACCGCGCCGCCUGACUGGAGGGCCAACAUCGGCUGA
Spirodela intermedia is the source of this 972-nucleotide messenger RNA. The record is from the annotation of a GenBank genome assembly. NCBI's taxonomy places the organism in Eukaryota, Viridiplantae, Streptophyta, Magnoliopsida, Alismatales, Araceae.